Aspergillus nomiae NRRL 13137 is the source of this 471-nucleotide messenger RNA. RefSeq lists its product as uncharacterized. The transcript has 2 exons. NCBI's taxonomy places the organism in Eukaryota, Fungi, Ascomycota, Eurotiomycetes, Eurotiales, Aspergillaceae. The record is from RefSeq and is a predicted model, not a curated record. The coding region runs from base 1 to 471 and encodes 156 amino acids. Gene Ontology annotation, molecular function: flavin adenine dinucleotide binding; NADPH-hemoprotein reductase activity; FMN binding. Gene Ontology annotation, cellular component: cytosol.
AUGAAAGGCGACGUCCUCGCCGUCUCCAUCCGUCACCCCCAGGCCCCAUUCCGCCUGCCCGAGAACCAAUCCCAAACCCCCAUUAUCUGCAUCGCAGCCGGAACCGGCAUCGCCCCCUUCCGCGGUUUCAUCCAGGAGCGCGCUCUCCUCCUCGCGCAGGGCCAGACGCUAGCACCCGCGGCCCUGUUCUUCGGGGCGCGGUCGCCGGAGCAGGAUGAUUUGUAUGCUGUGGAGCUGACAGAGUGGGAGCAGGCUGGACCGGGUGUGGAGAGAGAGAGAGAUGUUAUGGAGCUUUGGGGGAUGGGGGGGAAGACUUUUGUUUGUGGCUCUAGGGGUGUUGGAGACGGGGUUAGGGAGGCGAUUGUUAAUAUUUUGGUUGAGGCUGAGGCUGAGGGUAAGGAUGAGGAUGGGGUCAGGGCGAGGUUUGAAGCGGUUCGGAAUGUGCGGUAUGUGACUGAUGUUUUUGAUUAG